Molecule: messenger RNA, 813 nt
Organism: Saccoglossus kowalevskii
Lineage: Eukaryota; Metazoa; Hemichordata; Enteropneusta; Harrimaniidae
Product: probable serine/threonine-protein kinase DDB_G0268876-like
Source: RefSeq, a predicted model, not a curated record
AUGGCGACAAAUGAACAGACGACGCAGCUGCGAAAGCUGUUGUGUGAAAUCUUUACAACAGAAAGAGGAAAUACAAUUUAUGAAACUUUUUUGCAAGAACAGCUUCAUCUAGGUCAUCUAGAGUGUCGUGACACAUGUUCAUUUACACAACCUAAUGUAGAAACUUUAUGUGAGUUUGACCCACUACUCAAUGAAUACAAAGUCAAGUUAUUAUCAAAGAAUGGGGUGUGUUAUCUGAAUUACGGGUGUGAUGAAAAUGAUGCCUUAAAAAUUGUUUUCCCAAUGUCGAAUGGAUCAGAAAAUUCUAAAAACAUACUUCAUGGUCCAGAGGAAUUAUGGGGUUAUGACGACACCAAACAACUAAUCAUUGCUGUUAUUACAUCUUGUCAUGGACAGCCAAGCGCUAAAUACACACGGAGAAGAAAUGGUGCCAUUACUGUUGAAGAUUCUGAUCGUUGCUGCAUUUUUUCAGCACUAGAUGUACCAAAGAUCAACAGAAAAGAUUUGAAAUUUGAGAAAAAAAAUGAAAUAGGCAGAAGAUCAUUUGGAGUUGUAUAUAAAGGGAGUUGGAUCGGCACAGAUGUUGCUAUAAAAGAAGUCAAAGUCAGAAAUGCCAGGCUUCUGCAAGCAACUGUUAGAAGAGAGAUCCAGGUGUAUAGUAGAAUCAGACAUCCGAACAUCGUUCAACUGAUGACAGUUGCUACAGAGAAAACUAGUAUAUAUAUUGUGUCGGAAUAUAUAGAUGGAGCAAAUAUGGAGGAAAUUUUGUUCCGUGAGAUUGAUUUCAAUAGCCCAGAAAUCGUAUAUUGCUAA